Messenger RNA from Limanda limanda (common dab), 1245 nucleotides. Its product is annotated as cytochrome P450 4B1-like. NCBI's taxonomy places the organism in Eukaryota, Metazoa, Chordata, Actinopteri, Pleuronectiformes, Pleuronectidae. Gene Ontology annotation, molecular function: monooxygenase activity; oxidoreductase activity, acting on paired donors, with incorporation or reduction of molecular oxygen; heme binding. The transcript has 10 exons. The record is from RefSeq and is a predicted model, not a curated record. The coding region runs from base 1 to 1245 and encodes 414 amino acids.
AUGAAUUGCCUUUAUUCUGAUUCACCUGAUGAAAAUGUGUCUAAGGGAAAGUACUUCGACAAGCCGUAUCUUCAGGAGUUGCACGUGUGGGAUGGUUUAUUGGUGUCAAAGCGUCAGAAGUGGUCUCGCCACAGACGGCUCAUGACGCCAGGUUUCCAUUAUGAUGUCUUGAAACGAUACAUAAAAUUGAUGUCGGAUUCUACUAAAAUUUUGUUGGACAAAUGGGAAGGUUAUGGAGACACCAACAAGUCCUUUGAACUGUUUGAACCUGUGAGCCUUAUGACACUGGACAUUAUCCUGAAAUGUGAGUUCAGCCACAGCAGCAACUGUCAAGCCGAGGGGGGAACAAAUGCGUACAUCAAAGCCGUGUAUGAACUCAUUGAUCUGGUCAUCCUGCGGUUUAGGACGUUUCCAUACAACAACGACCUCAUUUUCUACCUCAGCCCACACGGUUUUAGAUUCAGGAAAGCAUGCAGGAUUGCUCACAGUCAUACAGAGGCUGUAAUAAGAAAGAGAAAAGAAGCAAUGAAGGAAGAGAAGGAGCUGGACCGGAUACAGGCCAAGAGAAACCUGGACUUCCUGGACAUCCUUCUCUGUGCAAGAGACGAGAAUCUGCAGGGUCUGUCAGAUGAAGAUUUGCGAGCAGAAGUGGACACCCUAAUGGUCAUGGGUCAUAGCAGCACAAGCAGCGCCAUCGCGUUCAUCCUCUACUGUCUUUCCUGCAACCCAGAACACCAGCAGAUGUGCAGGGACGAGAUCACAGAGGUCCUGCAAGACAAGGACACCAUAGAGUGGGAUGAUCUUAAAAAAAUUCCAUACACAACAAUGUGCAUAAAAGAAUCCCUUCGUCUUUACCCCCCUAUACCGCUAAUGGCCAGACAACUCACCAAACCCAUGACCUUUUGUGAUGGGAGGACUCUGCCUGAAGGUUUUCUUGUUGUAACAAGUGUCUAUGGGAUUCACAGGAAUGAAACCGUCUGGGAAAACCCUCAUGUCUUUGACCCACUGCGCUUCCUACCAGAGAAUGUCUCCAAAAGGUCACCUCACGCAUUCGUGCCUUUCUCAGCUGGGUCAAGAAACUGCAUCGGUCAGAACUUCGCCAUGAACGAGAUGAAGGUGGUUACAGCCCUGACGCUGAGGAGAUAUCAGCUGACAGAGGACCCCACUUGCAAACCCAAACUAGUUCCCCGAAUGGUGCUGCGCUCACUCAAUGGCAUCCACAUUAAAAUCAAACCUGUAGUAUAA